Molecule: messenger RNA, 702 nt
Organism: Drosophila virilis
Lineage: Eukaryota; Metazoa; Arthropoda; Insecta; Diptera; Drosophilidae
Product: mpv17-like protein
Biological process (GO): cellular response to reactive oxygen species
Cellular component (GO): cytoplasm; mitochondrion; membrane
Source: RefSeq, a predicted model, not a curated record
GCAGCUGUCUCUCUGGAAGGGCAAGCGCAAUUACGAUGUCACGCCUCAUUGCCGGCGCCCGCGGCCUAUUCAGACGCCAUCCCUUUGUGACCAACAGCGCCAUCUAUGGCAGCCUCUAUGUGGGUGCGGAGUUCACACAGCAAUAUGUCUCCAAGCGUUGGCUGGCGCGGCCGGAGGAGCGUGAGGAUAUCGAUUAUGCAACUGUAGGACGCUAUGCGGUAAUGGGCACCGCCAUCUAUGCCCCAUCACUUUACGCUUGGUACAAAUGGCUGGAUGGCACUUUUCCUGGCACAAUGAAGACAACGAUUUUAAAAAAAUUGCUGCUGGAUCAGUUUAUAUUGACACCAUAUUGCUUGACAUUAUUUUAUACAGGCAUGGCUCUUAUGGAGGGCUCUGAGGAUACUUUUGAGGAGCUGCGCGCAAAAUUCCUGCCAACUUUUAUACGAUCGUGUGCCUUUUGGUUGCCCGCACAGGCUCUCAAUUUUAUGUUCAUAGCGCCAAGAUUUCGCAUUAUCUAUAUGGGAGUAUGUGGCAUGAUUUGGGUAAACAUUUUGUGCUGGAUAAAGCGACAGAGUCUGAGCACAGAGACAGCAACAACAACAGUAGGCGAGUGUAAUGUCAAGGCGUGAUUGGAUUAGCUGGUAGCUUAACACAUAUAAUACAUAUAGAGGUACAUUUUGAUAUAUAUGUUUAUAUGUAUAU